AUGAAAUAAUCCAAAGUUAGCAAAUUUUUCACAAAUUUAACAGGAAGUCAAAUCGUAUCUCAAGUGCCCUCUCUAACAACAUCUACACUCAGCAAACAUUAUUAAAAUGCAAGCUCUACAGCCUCUAGUGGAAAUAAAUAUUUAGUUUACUCGAAACGCACAUCUCGAUUUCUUCUCGACUCAACCAAAAAACUCCCACUUUUUUCUCAUAUGAUGAAUACAGAAACUUAGGAUACUCCUAAAACUGUAACGGUUAAAAAGAGAAAGGCAAGUGGAAAUUCUGGAGACUUUCGCAUUGUUCAUUCACAUUAAAGAAACAAAACAGAGACUCUCGCCAAUACUAAAAACGAAUAUGUUUCUAAAUUAGACUUUCCAGAUCAGCAAUUUUAAGAAGUUCAACAACCAAACCUAUAACUAGACAUUUAGCAAACAGUUAAAACUCCUUAAUUAAUAGAGCAUGCUGGUGAAAUUCAGUAGAUAUCUCUAACAUCAAGUAGAACUGAAAAUAUCACUCACAUAGUAAAACCCUAAAUUUAUCAAGAGGAAAUAUUGAGAGAAAACUAUGAGUUCUCAAAAAUGGCUCGGGUAUAUCACAAAAUCAAAAGAACCUAGAUUUAUUAACAAAUUACAGAGAUAGUAUCCUUGAAUGAGAAGAGUUGUCAUCUGAUGAGAAAACUAAGAUAAAUGUUGCAUACUCACAGAGAUAAACAGAAUUUAUUAGAAUUGGAAAUCAAAAAGAAAAAGGAUCCCUUUAUAGAUUCCUAAUUUUAAAAAACAUUAAGCAAUAUGCCAGAGGAGAGAACACCAAAAGCUAUUGAAUCAAAAUUUAAUUUUAAGUUAAGCACUAUCACAAAAAAACAAACUAAAAUUCAUCCCAAUUUAAGUAUCUAAGAGACAGAAUCGAAUCUACCUAUUAAAACAAUUAUUGAUGCUCUAAAGGAAAAUAAAGAAGAUAAAAUAGAAAAAAAUAAAAUUGAUAAAUAAUUGAUGAUUCAACAAGUUUAAAAAAAAAAUAUCAAAGUAACCGUUGCUUUUGAGGAAAAUGAGAAAUAAAUCGAAUUUCAUAUGCCAAAUUAUAUAGACGAUGUCUUUUAAGCCCAUGAUUAAUUGACAGAUGUAAAAGAUAAUAGAAAAUCAAAUAUUUAUUCUUUAGUCAGUAAAUCAAUGUUACAAAACAAAUUCGCUUUAAGAUUAGUCAAGAAAUUUGGAGACAAAGUCCUUAAUACAUAAUAAGACAAUGAUGCGAUUGAAAAUUUCAACUCUUUCAAAGCUUCAUAAUUUGCAAGAUAUUAUCUACAGAAUCAUGUUCAAAGAUGUUUAGAAAUCUUUUAUGAGCCAUAAUAAGAUUAGGAGGAAAAGCAAAAUAAAAAUAUAUCAAAAUAAAGCUUUUUUAAUAGUAACUAUUAUUCAGAAACAUUUCAAGAUGGUUCAAAUAAGACUUCUUUAUAAUAUCUUAAAUUAAAUAAGUAAUGCGAAAUAGAUACUUUAUUUUAUACUGUUGCAUGUAAUCACUAAGGAUAUCCAAGUGAUAACAGCAUAUUGAGUGCUAAUAUUUCUUAAUUGGAUAUCAGUGAUGGAGAAAUACAAACUUAAUUUAAAAUCAAUUACAUCUCUCAAAUCGUAAAUUUAAUAUCUCUAAAUGAUCUAAAACAAUAGAAAUUAAGAGUUAUAGUAAACAUAGUGGAUGAUGAAACUAAAAACUAGUUUUUACAUGAAGAUCUCAUGAGAUUCCCAGAAAUAAUUAAUUUAGUUAUCCAAAACGAGGAUGAUUCUGAAAACAAUUAGAGUUAUAGAUUCUUAAUAAUUUACAUAAAUAAUUAUUGUAAGUUGACUAAAAAAGUUUAAAAACUGAAUUUUCCUAAAAAUACAAUAACAUUUUAAUAGGAUUAUUUGAAGAAUAUAAAUACCAUCAAAUAACUCCAACGGAAAAGAUUUACUUUUAAUUGUGUACUCAAAAUGACUUAGAGUUAGCAAGACUUAAUGAUCGAUAAUUUGAAUUCAAAAAGUAGACUCGCAUCUCCAAUAGGAUCUAAUGAAUCAAAGUUGACUGUCAAGGAAUGGAAUCCAUUAUUUGCCAAAGGAAUGAUGUUGAAAAAGAAUUAGAAAUCAAAGAAUUUAUUAGGAAAUUAGAAAUUUUCUUCUUCAUCACAAAAUAUUAUGUUUGCUAGUUCUAAGAAUUUUUAAGGUCUGUUACAUACAGACAACAAGUCGAAUCCCAAUUUAUAAUAGUUUUAGUGCUCUGAAAUUAUUCAAAACUAAUAAUAAAAAGAAGUUGAAUAAUAAAUAAAAUCUAAAUCUGAACAAUAGGCUAAAUCCAAAUCUUCUCAAGGAUUAAUUUCAAUCAAAUCCAAUUUUAUCACCCAAUAAUCGAUGGAACCAACUUCUUUAUUGUUUAGAAGUAUGUUAUUACAAGAAAGCUAACAAAAUGAUAAAUCUAAUAUUGAAAGAGCGUUCUCCUUAAUAGAGGAUCAUCGAUUGCAAGACUUAAAAGACUUGCUGAAUCAUGAUUAGAAUAUCAAUAUAAACACUUAAGAUGAAAAAGGGAAUACCUUUUUAAUAUAGGCAGCAAGAACAGGAGCAUUUGAAAUAAUUUCUUUCCUACUUCGCCAAGGAGCAGAGAUUACCAUAAAAAAUAAUGACGGGUUAAAUGCUUCACAGAUAGCAAUCAUUCAUUUAUAGUUUGAAGCAGCAGAUGAGAUUAAUAGAUUUAGUAGGUCAAAUUCAUUUAUAUCCCAUUGA
Molecule: messenger RNA, 2739 nt
Organism: Paramecium tetraurelia
Lineage: Eukaryota; Ciliophora; Oligohymenophorea; Peniculida; Parameciidae
Exons: 7
Biological process (GO): regulation of apoptotic process
Cellular component (GO): nucleus
Molecular function (GO): protein binding
Source: RefSeq, a predicted model, not a curated record